CAAGCGUACGUCAAAUUCAUGUAGCCAGUUAGCCAUGUAGCUAGCUACCGAGGUGCUUAUAAAGGGCAUAAACAGAUUAUCCAGACUGCAGGUAACUGAGUAGAUACCGCAACAAAAGACAAUAACGAGGAAAGAUGCAGGCUGGGGACCCAGUGGUUGGUGCAGCAAUGGCAGGUGCUGGCGCUCACAGUCGGUCGGAAGACGAAGAGUCACUUGGGGUAAAAGAUGUAAAAAGGACAGCAACACAAGCGUUUGGCAUUAGUGUUCCCAAACGCAGAAGUUCAUCCAGAUCAAUAAAGAGGAAGAAGUUUGACGAUGAAUUGGUGGAGAGCAGUCUCGUGAAGUCAUCCAGUAGAGUCAAAGGCCCUCCUGUCAUAGAGCCUGUCCGCUGUUCAGGGAGUGAACCUUCAUCUAGCGAGAAGAAAAAGUUGACAAAAUCAGGAAUGGCUCUCACACUGCCUCUGACGAUGGUAGUUAACCACGCACCCAUCACUAAAAGAGUAAAGAAAAGCAAGCAGCCUCUACAUAUUACUAAAGACUUGGGAAGAUGGAAACCCACUGAUGACCUUCUACUUAUAAAUGCAGUGUUGCAGACCACAGACCUGACCUCUGUUCACUUAGGGGUCAAGUUCAGCUGUCGUUUUACGUUGCGGGAAAUUAAAGAGAGGUGGUACGCUCUCCUCUACGAUCCUGUCAUCUCGAAGCUGGCAUGGCAGGCCAUGCGUCAGCUUCACCCGGAGGCCAUUGCAGCAAUCCAAAGCAAAGCUCUCUUUAGUCAGGCUGAGGAGGGACUGCUAGCUAAGAUUGGUUCAACUAGUCAGCCUAAACUGGAUGGGUUCCAGGAGCUUUUAAACAAACACCCCGGUGUCUUUCACCCAUCUCGCACCCCCAAGAGCCUGCUGGUACACUGGCAGUUGUUGAAGCAGUACUACCUCCUGGAUGAUCAGAGCGUCCAGCCUCUCCCGAAAGGUGACCAAGUCCUCAACUUCUCUGAUGCUGAGCAGAUGGUUGAUGAUGUAAAGUUAAAGGAAAGUAGAGAUGAGGUAUUGGAACAUGAGCUGAUGAUUUCUGAUCGUCACCAAAAAAAAGAGAUCAGACAUUUGGAGCAGGAGUUGCCUCGUUGGCAGGUCCUUGUGGACAGUAUUACGGGGAUGAGCAUGCCUGAUUUUGACAACCAGACACUGGCCGCUUUACGAGGAAGAAUGGUACGCUACCUCAUGAGAUCGCGAGAGAUUACGUUGGGCAGGGCGACCAAGGACAAACCAAUAGAUGUAGAUCUUUCGCUAGAGGGACCUGCCUGGAAAAUAUCAAGAAAACAAGGAAUUAUUAAACUCAAGAAUAACGGAGACUUCUUCAUUGCCAAUGAGGGCAGACGACCCAUUUACAUAGAUGGCAGACCGGUGUUGUCGGGAAACAAGUGGAAACUCAACAACAACUCAGUGGUGGAGAUUGCAGGUCUUCGCUUUGUGUUUCUCAUUAACCUCGAACUCAUCUCGCUUAUAAAAGCUGAAGCAGCCAAGAUGACGCCGCAGUGAAGGUCCGCCACCUAGAAGAGAAGUGGACAUACAGGACAAACUGGUCCAGUCAGUUCCUCUUUGUCCAGUGGUUAACAGUUUAUCUCGUGAAGCGCAGUGGAGCUACUGCGAAUCACAACACCAACGGCCAUGUUAACAUGAAAUGUGAAUUUUAAACGGACUACAGCUAAAUCUUGGAGCAAGGUUGUAACGGGUGUUACUUGUUGUUUGGACAGUUUCCACGUUGUAAUGUAGACACUCAUGUUGGAGCCUUUUUUUGUUGUUUUUUUGCCAAUUUGUCAGAAUAUUGUAUUUAAAUUCUGUAGUAAAGCUUUUUCAAAAUAUUGAACUUG
This is a messenger RNA of Pseudoliparis swirei, 1867 nucleotides long. It is a transcript of the gene mcrs1, whose product is annotated as microspherule protein 1. The transcript is spliced from 14 exons. The record is from RefSeq and is a predicted model, not a curated record. Gene Ontology annotation, molecular function: protein binding; G-quadruplex RNA binding. Lineage: Eukaryota; Metazoa; Chordata; Actinopteri; Perciformes; Liparidae. The coding region runs from base 135 to 1535 and encodes 466 amino acids. Gene Ontology annotation, cellular component: MLL1 complex; NSL complex; Ino80 complex. Gene Ontology annotation, biological process: positive regulation of transcription by RNA polymerase II.